AUGGGGAGGGUUAAGUUAAAGAUAAAGAGAUUAGAGAGCAUUAGCAAUCAACAAGUGACGUAUUCGAGAAGAAGGAAUGGAAUCUUGAAGAAAGCUAAAGAAUUAUUCAUAUUAUGUGACAUUGACAUUGUCCUUCUCAUGUUUUCUCCAACUGGAAAGGCAACAUUAUUCCGCAGAGAGUACAGCAACAUUGAAGAGGUUAUUACAAAAUUCACUCAACUGACACCACAAAAAAGGACAAAAAGGAUCCAAGAACAAAUUCGGAAGAAGAGGCUAAAGUUUCCAACCAAGUCUGAAAAAGGUAUGGGAAUUGACACCAACCCAUUUCCGGAGAUUGGGGAGGCUGCAGCCCAAGUUGGCAUGCCAGAUUUCCAAAACCUAUCCUUGAAAGAAUUGGAGGAGGUCACUAUGCAGAUGCAUGUGGCUAGCCAGGCUGCUUUCAGGAAGAACACAAGAAGUUCACCAGUUGAUGGAUAG
This is a messenger RNA of Camellia sinensis, 477 nucleotides long. The record is from RefSeq and is a predicted model, not a curated record. Lineage: Eukaryota; Viridiplantae; Streptophyta; Magnoliopsida; Ericales; Theaceae.